Glarea lozoyensis ATCC 20868 is the source of this 1059-nucleotide messenger RNA. RefSeq lists its product as uncharacterized. Gene Ontology annotation, molecular function: nucleic acid binding. Bases 1 to 1059 code for a protein of 352 amino acids. The record is from RefSeq and is a predicted model, not a curated record. NCBI's taxonomy places the organism in Eukaryota, Fungi, Ascomycota, Leotiomycetes, Helotiales, Helotiaceae. The transcript has a single exon.
AUGGACUUCUGCGAACCCUCCCUCCCUGACCGCGAUUCUGGACACCCCGAUGCGCCCAUUUCAUGGGACGAUGAACUUCAGCCCAACUCGCAUCUUUUCUCGCAAGAAGAGAAUGGCCUUACAAUUAAAGACGACUGUCUCGCCUCCGUUCGCCGCCUUUCAUCCGACAAUGAUUCUGUUGUUAUAUUCGUCUCUGGAGUAACACGUAAUGACUCCGGGGGUUUCGUCAGAUCUGGCUCUGGGGUCUUCUUUUCACCCACCUCGUGCUUCAAUAUUGCAGAACGUGUGCCACAGGGAUAUUCAUCGACGAGAGAAGUUGCCGAGUUAUACGCCGUUCUUUUGUCUUUGUCUCAAUUAGAAGAGAAUUACUUGCAGGUUAAAGAGAUAGACGAUCCAGAUGGCAUAUCAUCCUUAUCAACCACUUCAACCUCUCGGCGGCGGCAGCGGUACAAGGGAGACGCGCGAGCACAACGUCUUUGGAGAGCUACAGCGAGCGUUACGGAUCAGAGUCAGAACAUAGAAAAAUUGGAAGGCACUAUCCCGUUUUCGAAGGUUGUCAUUGCCACAGAGAAUGAGCAAGUUAUUCACGCACUUUGCUUCGAUGCAUGCGAGACGUCCACGCAAGACGCAGGACCAGUAGCAUCAGUAAUAGAUGUCGCACUUACGGACAACCUCUCGGUCACCAAAGGAAAGGAAACGAAAAACAGAACCGCCGAUAUAGUCCGGCCUAUUGAGCACAUGAGUCCAAAGUCAAAGACUCACUCGCAAAGAGAUGCUAAUCAGAAGUCACUGCUCUGCUCCGCAGAUCAAAGCGAGAAGGAUGAGUUAGUCACAGAUGUUCGUCAAGCUAUUGCCCGAGUGGAACAGUUUGGAGCUAGUGUCCAGCUCUGGUUGGUUGAUCUUGACAGUGUUGCGGACGCUUCGAGACUCGCUAGGGAAGGCACUUUCAAAUUGAGUAGAAUCGCAAGUCUAUAUCAAAGCAUCUUCCAUGAGGAGUUGUAUGAUUCGCUUCUUGCUGGUCAGAUAAUACCUCGCAGCAUUUCCGGAUCCCCCAGAUGA